Messenger RNA from Octopus sinensis (East Asian common octopus), 2867 nucleotides. RefSeq names its product cell wall protein IFF6-like. The record is from RefSeq and is a predicted model, not a curated record. The transcript is spliced from 4 exons. NCBI's taxonomy places the organism in Eukaryota, Metazoa, Mollusca, Cephalopoda, Octopoda, Octopodidae. The coding region runs from base 223 to 2703 and encodes 826 amino acids.
ACUGCUUGAGUUUUAUAUCUCCACAUCUGUAUUCUGUGAAAAGUAACAAUUUGUAAGGAAUACUUUUUCGUCUCUUUCUUUUUAGAGAAUAUAAAAAAAAAAAAAAUAUCAAAGCACAUUUAAAAUACGAAGAUGAAAAUUGGAAUUUAAUUUCGCGAAAACUUGGAACUUAUUAAGAAGAGAAAAAGAAAUAUCCAUUUAUUUGGAUAGUUCUUUGGAAACAUGGAAUCCAAGAUGAAACUUCCUUGCAUAAUAUUCAUCGUCUUACAGUUGAUGAUACAUACAUCAACCGCCACAACAUGCCCGGAACCAAGCAGUGAGGCUUCAGGGACACUCACGACAUCAGGUGACGUUUCUAGUGGAUUAUCAUCAACAGAGGCUUUUACAGUAAAUGAAACCACACACUCCACAACAGAAUAUUCGUCAAACACAAUGUUAACAGAUGUAGCAACUGCCACUCUAUCAAAAGAUGAGAUCACACAUCUCACAACAGACACCAUGUCAACAGAUUUGACGACAGAUGCUCUAUCAACAGAUGAAAUGACAACUCCCACAACAGAAUAUUCAACAGACGCCAUGUCAACAGAUGUGACAAAUGACACUCUUUCAACAGAGGAAAAUACACAUCUCACAACAGGGUACUCAACGGACACCAUAUCAACAGAUUUGACGACAGAGGCUCUAUCAACAGAUGAAAUGACAACUCCCACAAUAGAAUAUUCAACAGACGCCAUGUCAACAGAUGUGACAAAUGACACUCUUUCAACAGAGGAAACUACACAUCUCACAACAGGGUACUCAACGGACACCAUAUCAACAGAUUUGACGACAGAGGCUCUAACAACAGAUGAAAUGACAACUCCCACAACAGAAUAUUCAACAGACGCCAUGUCAACAGAUUUGACAACAGAGUCUCUAUCAACAGAUGAAACGACAAAUCCCACAACAGAAUAUUCAACAGACACUAUAUCAACAGAUAUGACAAGUGACACUCUAUCAACAGAGGAAACCACACAUCCCACAAUAGAAUCUUCAACAGACGCCAUAUCAACAGAUUUGACGACAGAGUCUCUAUCAACAGAUGAAACGACAAAUCCCACAACAGAAUAUUCAACAGACGCCAUGUCAACAGAUAUGACAACUGUCACUCUAUCAACAGAGGAAACCACGCAUCCCACAACAGAAUAUUCAACAGACACCGUGUCAACAGAUAUGACAACUGACACUCUAUCAACAGAGGAAACCACACAUCCCACAAUAGAAUCUUCAACAGACGCCAUAUCAACAGAUUUGACGACAGAGUCUCUAUCAACAGAUCAAACGACAAAUCCCACAACAGAAUAUUCAACAGACGCCAUAUUAACAGAUUUGACGACAGAGGCUCUAUCAACAGAUCAAACGACAAAUCCCACAACAGAAUAUGCAACAGACGCCAUGUCAACAGAUUUGACGACAGAGGCUCUAUCAACAGAUCAAAUGACAAAUCCCACAACAGAAUAUUCAACAGACACCGUGUCAACAGAUAUGACAACUGACACUCUAUCAACAGAGGAAACCACACAUCCCACAAUAGAAUCUUCAACAGACGCCAUAUCAACAGAUUUGACGACAGAGUCUCUAUCAACAGAUGAAACGACAAAUCCCACAACAGAAUAUUCAACAGACGCCAUAUCAACAGAUUUGACGACAGAGGCUCUAUCAACAGAUCAAACGACAAAUCCCACAAUAGAAUCUUCAACAGACGCCAUAUCAACAGAUUUGACGACAGAGUCUCUAUCAACAGAUCAAACGACAAAUCCCACAACAGAAUAUUCAACAGACGCCAUAUCAACAGAUUUGACGACAGAGGCUCUAUCAACAGAUCAAAUGACAAAUCCCACAACAGAAUAUUCAACAGACACCGUGUCAACAGAUAUGACAACUGACACUCUAUCAACAGAGGAAACCACACAUCCCACAAUAGAAUCUUCAACAGACGCCAUAUCAACAGAUUUGACGACAGAGUCUCUAUCAACAGAUCAAACGACAAAUCCCACAACAGAAUAUGCAACAGACGCCAUGACAACAGAUAUGACAACUGACACUCUUUCAACAGAUUUGAUGACAGAGGCUCUAACAACAGCUGAAACGACGAACCCCACAACAGAAUAUUCAACAGAAACUAUGUCAACCGAUGUGACAACUGACGGACUGUCAACAGAUGAAACCACACAUCCUACAACAGAAUAUUCAGAUUUGACGACAGAGACUCUAACAACAGAUCAAACGAUGAACCCCACAACAGAAUAUUCAACGGUGACCAUGUCAAGAGAUGUGACAACAGAGUCUCUAUCAACAGAUGAAACCACACAUCCAGCAACAACAUAUUCAACAGAUUCCGAGUCAACACGUGUGAUUACAGACGUUUUAUCAACAGAUAAGACUUCUCGUCCUGCAACGGAACGUUCAACAGCCUCUAUGAGUACAGAUGUGACAACAGACGCACUAUCAACGGUUGAAGCUACUCGUUUUUCUACACAUUAUUCAACAGACUUCGAGUCAACGCAUGUGGCCACAAGCGGUCUAUCAACAGAUAACAUAUCUCGUCCUGCAACAGAAUAUUCAACGACCACAAUGACUAUAGGCGUGACAACACAGACUCUAUCAACAGGUAAGACUAUUCAUACCACAACACCAAUUUUUUUCAACUACACUUGCCCAUAGUACAGAUUUUACAACGUAUAUUGCAGGAACCAACGCAACUUCACCAGCAUUAUCUACUGCUCCAGCUGAAACCACAUUUUACCAAACUUCUACUUCGUCGACUUUAAAUCCUACAACAAAAUACACAACGCAGAUUACUACACAAAAAACAUCACUACCACCAC